This is a messenger RNA of Achroia grisella, 3594 nucleotides long. RefSeq lists its product as uncharacterized. Bases 1 to 3594 code for a protein of 1197 amino acids. NCBI's taxonomy places the organism in Eukaryota, Metazoa, Arthropoda, Insecta, Lepidoptera, Pyralidae. The record is from RefSeq and is a predicted model, not a curated record. Gene Ontology annotation, molecular function: nucleic acid binding. The transcript has a single exon. Gene Ontology annotation, biological process: DNA integration.
AUGGAAUGGAGCGAUCUCCAAAAUAUAAAAUUGGCAGAUCCGCAGUUCAACCGCCCCAAUAAAAUUGAUAUUUUAUUAGGGGCAGAUGUCUAUAGUCAGAUAAUAAAGGAAGGUGUGAAAAGAGCACCGAUGGGAACUCUUGUCGCUCAGUGCACCACUUUCGGGUGGAUCCUAUCUGGCAUAGUUAAUUCGGAAAGUUCAAGUCAGGAUAUUAGUUCAAAUACAAUUUCAGUAAUGCAUGCACAGGUAAAUGAAAAUGAUUUACUGAAAAAAUUCUGGGAAAUAGAAGAUCAAACUACGAGCACACAAAGAAUAUUAAGCGAAGAAGAACAAAAAUGUGAAGAGUAUUAUACACUAACGACAACUAGAGCACAGGGUGGUCGCUAUACAGUAAACUUACCUUUUCGGGAUUCACAUCCACUCUGCGUAGGCGGCAACUCUCGAACGAUUGCUGUGAACAGACUUAAAGCGUUAGAACGAAGAUUAUCAAAAGACGAAAAGCUGAAAGAAAAGUAUACACAGGUGAUAAAGGAGUACAUACAAUUAGGACACAUGAGACCUGUAAAAAAAGAAGAAAAAGAAAAUGAAUCUGUUUACUUACCACACCACGCUGUUAUUAGAGAAGAUAAGUUGACAUCAAAGGUGCGUGUCGUCUUCGAUUCGUCCUGCAAAAAUGAGAAUGGAGUGUCGCUUAACGAUUCAUUGAUGGUGGGACCCACACUGCAGUCAGACUUACGGCAUAUAAUAAUACGUUGGAGAAUGCACUACAUAGGUUUAAUAGCAGACAUAAUAAAAAUGUACCGCCAGGUGAGAGUAACGGAUGAUGAUGCUGCGUAUCAACGUAUAGUAUGGAGAAAUAAACCUGAAAAUGAAAUUAUAGAUUAUGAAUUAGUAACAGUAACAUUCGGAACAGCAUCUGCUCCAUAUUUAGCAGUAAAAACAUUACAUCAAGUUGCCCUAGAUGAGGAAAAGAAGUACAAAAUUGCAGCUAAUAUAGUCAGGAAUUCAUUCUAUAUGGACGAUCUUAUGACGGGAUGUUCAACAGUGAAAGAUGGAGUGGAGUUAUACAAGGAAAUGAAUAAUUUAUUAAAAAGCGGAGGAUUUAUACUACAAAAGUGGAAUAGUAAUAAUAAGGCAUUAUUAGAGCAAAUAGAAGUUUAUGAAGGACAAAAAGAAAGGAAGGACAGCGAGGAUCAAGAGGAAGAUAUCAGAGAGAAUAAAAUAGAAAAGGACAUAAUGAUAGAUACAACAAAAAUAUUAGGACUUACCUGGAGCCGCAGUGAUGAUAAAUUUAAGUACUCUGUAAAACUGCCGCCGGGAGAACAGGAUACUGGAUCUGUAACAAAAAGAUCUAUCAUAUCAGACAUUGCUAGGUUGUUUGAUCCACUAGGUUGGGUAGCACCCAGUGUGAUCUUAGCUAAGAUAUUUAUACAAAAAUUGUGGCUUUCGGGUAUAGAUUGGGAUGAUGUAGUCCCGGAUAUAUUAUUACAAGAAUGGGAGACUUACCGUGGUGAGUUGUCACAACUUACCAAUGUGCGUAUUCCAAGGUGGCUCGGUAUGAAGCCUGGUGAUCACGUCGAACUUCACGGUUUCUGUGAUGCAUCAAAGGCAGCGUAUGCUGCAGUUGUAUAUACAAGAACAAUUAGUCAGACCGGAGACAUUUCUGUAUCAUUAUUGGCAGCUAAAACGAAGGUGUCGCCAAUAAAGCAAGUAAGUAUUCCACGGUUGGAGCUUUGUGGCGCAGUUUUGCUAGCUCGACUCUUGGUGGAAGUAGCAGAGGCUAUGAAUGUCGAGAAAUCCAAUUUACGAGCGUGGACUGAUUCCACUGUCGUACUGGCAUGGUUGAACAGUCACCCUAGUCGAUGGAAGACAUUUGUAGGUAACCGUGUAUCGGAAAUUUUAACUACACUGGAUUCAUCUCAUUGGGCUCAUAUAUCAUCGAAGAAUAACCCCGCUGAUUGUGCCUCGAGAGGUAUUCAACCAAGUGCACUUGCAGAAAAUAAGCUUUGGUUGACUGGUCCAGAGUUUUUACGGGAAAAGGAAAUAUUGUACAAUAGAUCAAAGGCUUUCGAAACAAAAAUUGAAGAAACAAUUAAGUCAUAUGUAACAAUAAUAGAGGAUUCUCCAUGGACAAGAUUUUCAAACCUUAAGAAACUUUUGAGAGCAGUUUCUUAUUGUAGACGUUUUUUAAUAGUGAAAAGGGAUAAGAAAAGUGAAAAAUUUAUGUAUUUACAAAAGGAAGAAAUAGAAGAAGCUUUAAAAUGUUUAAUAAGGGAUAGUCAAAGUAAGUGGUUUCAAGAAGAGUAUAUACAAUUGAAGAGCAAUGGUAGUAAAAAAGUAAAGGGAAGUAAAAUUAAUACAUUAUGUCCGUACAUUGAUGAAUAUGGUAUAAUGAGAGUUGAUGGACGACUACAUAAGUCUUCAUUGGAUGAACAUGCAAAACAUCCAAUAAUUUUACCUCAUGCAUCGCAUCUUACUAAACUUAUAAUAAAGGAUUCACAUGAGAGAACUCUGCAUGGAGGUAUCCAAAUGAUGAUAAACUAUUUAAGAUCUGCCUAUUGGAUUGUAGGUGUUAAGAGUCUUGUAAAACAACAUAUCAAGAAAUGUAUCGCUUGUGUAAAACAUAAAAACAAGGUGGCAAACCAACUAAUGGGAUCACUCCCAUCUGAACGUUGUACUCCUACAAGACCUUUUCUUCAUACUGGUAUUGAUUACGCAGGACCCAUAAAUAUUAGGACAUCGAAGGGUAGGGGUCAUCAUUCAUACAAGGGGUACAUUUGUUUGUUUGUCUGUAUGGCAACUCGAGCGAUACAUCUAGAAGUCGUCAGUGACAUGAGUACAAAAGGUUUUAUAGCGGCCUUCAGGCGCUUCACAUCCAGACGUGGACACUGUGCACAAGUAUGGAGCGAUAAUGGCACCAAUUUUGUUGGUGCUGCUCGAGAAUUACAAGAGUUACUUGUUUUACAACAAAAGGUUGCAGAAAAUAUAGCAUGUGAAGGUACUAAAUGGCAUUUUAUACCCCCUCAUGCGCCUAAUUUUGGUGGAUUAUGGGAAGCAGCGGUGCGCUCCACUAAAUUUCACUUAAAAAGAGUUAUAGGAGAGUCAACGUUGACGUAUGAAGAGAUGAGUACACUGCUCAGUCAAAUUGAGGCGUGUCUAAAUUCUAGGCCAAUGACUAUUAUAAAUGGCAAUGAUCCUGAAGAACCUAUGCCAUUAACUCCAGGUCAUUUUCUGGUAGGUGAACCACUAGUAGCUGUGCCAGAUGUUAAUUUUGAGAACUCACCUAUUUCUUCAUUGACUCGAUGGCAGACUAUACAAAAAAUGUUGCAAAAUUUUUGGCGGAGAUGGUCCCAGGAAUAUUUGACUACACUGUUGCAUAGAUAUAAAUGGGCUUCUCAAGUUCCUGAACCUAAAUUAGGAGACAUAGUUCUUGUCAAGGAAAGCGAUAUGCCUCCUAGUCGAUGGUUACUUGGUCGCAUUAUUCAAAAACAUCCUGGCGAUGACAACAUAACCCGAGUAGUCACAUUAAAGACAAAAAGUUCAAUUAUAAAAAGACCAACAUCUAAAUUGUGUGUACUACCAGUUGUUGAUUAG